AUGGGCUCGGGCCAGAACGGUCAGCUUACAGGCGAUUCUACGGUGCAUACUCCGUACACACAGGGUGCUUACUCGACAUUAGAUGAUCCACAAGUGAUCGACCCGGCUAUGCUUGACCUUAGCCGGUCGAGACCUGGGAAUUUAGACAUAGAUCCUCAGCUGUUGGAUGCUCGCGGAGACCACGACAGCGCAGGUGCUGGGAUCAAGGCCAUAUCACAUUGGCCGGAGAACUACCUACCGCCAAAUGAGAUACCUGGGGUGCAUAGUGAUGUACUCGGCGGAUUUUCUGGCGAUCUUCAAGUAGAUGGUGGAAACAAGGCUGGCCGCGGGCUCCCUCGACGGAGAAGCCGGUACCUGACCAGACACUCAGCAGCAGCUGGUCCCGUUGUUAUCCCCAAUGCCAGUUCUCAUGAUCCCAUGGAACGAUGGCGGAACUCACCACCAGAGGAGGAGCCGGCGCUGAUCCCGGAUAUCAUUGAUGCGUUGAAAACCACGCCAGAACCUGCGAAGCCAAAUGGCUCACGAGGCAACAAUGCAUUCCGUGACUAUCGUCGCGCUGCAUCGACGACUAGCGGCGAAUCCAGUGCCUCCUCUCGAGACUCGCAGCAAUCAGGGCGCUCCAGCUCGUCAGGCCGGGGUCGGCUCCGGGCUGGCAAAAACACGCGAAAGAAGCAGAGCAACACCAAUGCGCUGCGCCGCUACUGCUGCACCUUUUGCUGCGACAGGUUCAAAAGCAAGUAUGACUGGGCGAGACAUGAAAAGUCCCUCCACGUUACUCUAGAGGCAUGGCACUGUGCUCCGUUUGGCACCACCAUCCCAUCCAACGCACUAGGCGAAACCCUCUGCGCCUUCUGUGGCAUCACCAAUCCAACCCAAGCACACAUAGAAACCCACGAACCAACAGCCUGCGAAGCCCCAUCUCCACCCAAAACCCGGCGGUCCUUCCGGCGCAAAGACCACCUCGUCCAACACCUCCGCCACGUCCACAACGUCCCAGCGACAAGCACACCACCGGAUCUCGCGUCCUGGAAAAUCGGCCACUCAUCCAUCCCCUCGCGGUGCGGCUUCUGCAAUAAAUCCUUAUCCACCUGGGCCGAACGCACCGAACACCUCGCCGAACACUUCCGACACGGCCAGACCAUGUCCUCCUGGAUCGGCGAGCACGACUUCCCACCGUCCUUCACAGCCCUCGUCGCAAACGCUUUACCGCCGUACCUGAUCGCCUCGGAAUCACACAGCUGCAUCCCCUUCUCCGCAACGAACUGCGACGUGCAGGACCACUUUGCGCAGAUCUCGUCGCGGGCCGUCGUGCAUGCAGCGGACCAGGCGAAGGCGAGUACAAUCGCUGCGCCGCAGACAUCAAGAGAAGCCUUGCCAUUGCCGUUACCAUUGCGCGCCAUUGCGCCGGGUGUUGCGCCGGAGCAGCUGAGCUCGUUUACGCAGGUGCUGACGCUGCAUCUGAGCCGGUUUGCGCGGGAGCAGAUCCAGGUCCGCGGGGGCGAGGUGCCGAGUGAUGAGGUGUUCCAGCAGGAGGCGCGGCGGGUGCUGUAUGAUUCGGAGGAUUCGUGGAAUCAGACGAUUGCGGAUAACCCGGAGUGGAUGAUGGCGUUUAGGGGGUUGCAUUGUGAUGGGGGCCUUGGACCUGCAGUUGAUUAG
This is a messenger RNA of Aspergillus puulaauensis, 1656 nucleotides long. RefSeq lists its product as uncharacterized. NCBI's taxonomy places the organism in Eukaryota, Fungi, Ascomycota, Eurotiomycetes, Eurotiales, Aspergillaceae. The coding region runs from base 1 to 1656 and encodes 551 amino acids. The record is from RefSeq and is a predicted model, not a curated record. The transcript has a single exon.